AUGGGUCUCGGUGUUCUUGAACCUUCUACAACCACCCAUGUGGCCGGUACCGUUCUGCUCAACGAAGCGGCGGCACAUUCAUUGCCUCAAACUGGGAAUUUGAAGCAUGGGACUGGGAGAGACAAGAAUGUGGUGCUCGCUCCGCAGCCUUCGGACGAUCCCAAUGACCCAUUGAACUGGUCGUCAUUUGAAAAGCACACCAUUAUAGGAGUACUCUGCUAUGGUGCUAUUACUUCUACCACGGUAGUUGGCCCGUUGCUUGCUGCAGGCACGGUUGAGGUUUCGGUGGAUUUGGGCGUCAGUGUGACAGACAUUGCACUACUCACGGGUUACCUUCUUCUAGCAGCUGGAGCUUCCGGGUUCUUCGUCUCAGCGCUCGCAAGAAAGUUCGGAAAACGACCUCUAUACCUCCUCUCGUCUCUACUGGCCGUAGUCGGCUGUAUCAUUGGAGAAGUCGCCAAGGAGUACUCUACCCUGGUGGGCGCUCGGGUUAUCCAGGGUCUAGCCAUGGCAGCAUACGAAUCCCUGAUUCUGACAUCCAUCGGUGAUCUCUUUUUUGUGCAUGAGAGGGGAACCCGGGUCUCAGCCGUCAUGUUCAUUUUGACAGCAAUCAAUAACGGUGUCUCCAUCAUCGCCGGGGUGAUCACAGCGCGUUUUGGCUGGUCCUAUAACUUUCAUAUACUGUUGCCCUUCACGACCUUGCAGUUUAUCCUUGUUUUUCUCUUCGUGCCAGAGACCAGUUACAACAGAAGCAAGAUCUAUGAAACGGACAUAAUAGGCUCAAACGUGAACCUCGAAGAGCUCGGAGAUGUGGAAGCCGCAGCUGGAACGCCCGAUGAGCCCACCAAAGAAAGUGUCGGCAGUGAGGAGAUAGAGAAUGUCCGAACCUGUACCACUCUACCGCGACGAAAGUCAUUCCGGCAGCGACUGGCGGUUUGGAAUGGAGUCUUUGUUGAAGAUUCUUUGAUCAAAAUGCUUCUCUCCUGCCCAGCCAUCUUACUUAAUGUUGCCGCCCUUUAUAACGUCGUCGUUUCUGGUGUUACUAUUACCUGGUCAGUGGGCACUUCGAUCAUCUCCGCUGUUCUCUGGUCAGCUCCGCCGUACUCCCUCAGUCCCGCUGGCAUUGGCUAUGUGUCUACGGGCCCUCUGAUUGGCGGCACAUUGGGUCUUAUCGUAUACGGUCUGAUCGCAGAUCCGCUCAUCAAGGCAGUGGCACGAAGAAACAAGGGAGUCUACGAACCCGAGUUCAGGCUGCCUGUGAUCGUCAUUGGCCUUAUCCCCACAGUUGCCGGUCUUGUGGGCUUUGGAUACGCCUGCCAGAAUUCGGUGUCAAUCUACCUCAUCUCAUUCGCAUGGGGUGUGCUUAUGUUUGGCUUGUUUAUCUCGGCUGCCGUCAACAGUGCAUAUGUACUGGAUGCUAUGCGAGAGCACAGCACCGAGAUAUUCAUCAUGAACAUGGUUUUCAAAAACUUCUUUUUCUAUGGUAUCAGUGAUUACGGAAUUGAUUGGCUUAUGACGCAAGGUGUUUCGAGCAUGUCUAAUGUUAUGGCUGGUAUCAGUGCUGGUCUAAUUCUCACUUCUGUCCCGAUGUAUAUCUACGGCAAGAGAUACCGCAGUUUCUGGCAACAUCAUAACCUUAUCAAAAGGUGGCAUUUGGAGACUGAGAAAGCUGGCGAUGAGUGA
Molecule: messenger RNA, 1683 nt
Organism: Penicillium concentricum
Lineage: Eukaryota; Fungi; Ascomycota; Eurotiomycetes; Eurotiales; Aspergillaceae
Product: MFS general substrate transporter
Exons: 3
Coding region: 1-1683 (560 amino acids)
Biological process (GO): transmembrane transport
Molecular function (GO): transmembrane transporter activity
Source: RefSeq, a predicted model, not a curated record